This is a messenger RNA of Lolium rigidum, 913 nucleotides long. RefSeq lists its product as uncharacterized. The record is from RefSeq and is a predicted model, not a curated record. NCBI's taxonomy places the organism in Eukaryota, Viridiplantae, Streptophyta, Magnoliopsida, Poales, Poaceae.
ACGCCGAAUCACGCGCGCCGAGGGCCCGGUUCCUCCGCGCAAGCGCGAGCACUCCGUUCCUGCCGCUAGGGUUUCGCGAUUACCCCAGCUCUCUUACGGCGAGCGGGACUCGGAGGAUGCGGCCCCGGCGCCUCCUCCGCCCAAGCGCUGGCUCUCCGUUCCAGCUUACGGCGAUGGGAACCCCAUGAAUGUGACUGUGGCUCCUCCUACGGCACCCCGCGCCGAGGCUCCGGUCCCUCCACCUCGCAGCGCGUACGCUCUCCGCAUCCGCCACGUCCCCGAUACCAGCAAGCGCAAACCCUACAUCCCCGCUCCAAAGACGGAAUGGGAGGAAGAGGAACUUGAGCUUGAUCGACCAUGCUCUUCCAGGAAUAAAGCUAAGGAACCUGAACCUUGGAAGGCAAUAUCAUGUGCACGUGCGGGUCUGGAACACUACAACAGCAUGAAUCAGGGGGAUGAGCAUGAGCUGAUUAAAGCAGUGGGGGUCCAUUCAUUUAUCUGGUGUGGUGGGUGGUUACAUGCAAAUUUCAUUGCUAGGCGUGAUGUUGCCAAUAAUGUUCCCAAGUACUCAUACUUCUUUGCUGAGCUGGAACUUAAUGCAUAUGGUCUGUCGUGUGCUUCAUGCGUUAAACUGGAUUCAGUUGAACCAAAGAACCUUGGUAGCUGUGGAGUGUGCCCAGGAAAAAUCAUGCACCCUGCUGCUGGUGUUUAUCAUGGUGCGAAGGAUUAAAGAACCUGCUGCUGCCGGUGGUCUAGAGAUUGCAUUUAAUUUCUGAUGAGUGUUGAGUUGGUAUAAGCAGAUUGUGAAGAAUUGCAUUGCACUUUUAUGUUCAUUCUGUUCCAUGUAGCGUUACUGUUAAGGUUUCGUGUAAUGUAUCGGAUUUGCAAGAUUAAUGCGGUCUUUUUUGUUCGA